ACAAACUUUCAGUCGAUUUCAGCUGGAAAUCAUCGAGGGUGUGUGGCUCUUGUGUGUUUGCGGAUUGUAGUGCGGCGUAGAGCAUCCGUCCGGGCACGAAAAAAUUAUCAUAAAUCAGGAAAAAUGCCAAAUUUUUCAAAACUUGCACAACUGAGAGGUUUUGAGAUUAAUCUCUUGAAGGGGUCAGUGCGCCGCUACUCCUCCUCGCCCGCAAAUGCUCAGUUUCGUGAAAUAAUAUCGGAUCAAAUCAAAUCUAUCAAGGAAGCGGGGACUUUUAAAUCGGAACGUGUAAUCACCUCUUCGCAAAGCACCCAGAUUACAGUGGAAGGCAGCAAUAAACAAAUUUUGAAUUUCUGCGCUAAUAACUACUUGGGCUUGGCUAACAACCCCGAAGUGGUCAACUAUUCGAAAGAUGUGUUGGCAAAUUAUGGCGCCGGUUUGAGUUCGGUGCGUUUCAUUUGCGGAACACAAGAUAUCCACAAGAAGUUGGAGAAUAAAAUCGCUCAAUUCCAUGGCCGCGAAGACACCAUACUCUAUGCUUCAUGUUUCGAUGCUAAUGCUGGUCUCUUCGAAGCUAUUAUGACCCCUGAAGAUGCCGUGUUCUCUGAUGAACUCAACCAUGCAUCCAUAAUUGAUGGCAUUCGCUUGUGUAAAGCGCAUAAGAACCGCUACAAGCAUCGCGAUUUAAAUGAUUUGGAAAAUCAACUGAAAUCUUCAACUGCUCGAAUGAAGCUCAUUGUUACCGAUGGUGUUUUCUCCAUGGACGGUAACAUUGCACCUCUUAAACAAAUUGUUGCCUUGGCCAAAAAAUACAAUGCCCUUACAUUCAUUGAUGAAUGUCAUGCCACAGGAUUUUUAGGAAAAACUGGACGCGGUACUGAGGAAUACUGUGACGUGAUGGGCAGUGUUGAUAUUAUUAAUUCAACAUUGGGCAAGGCCUUGGGCGGAGCCGCUGGUGGUUACACAACAGGACCAAAGGAGCUGAUAACCUUUUUGAGACAAAAAUCUCGUCCCUAUCUAUUUUCAAAUACUUUGCCACCAGCCGUUGUUGCCACUGGCACCAAGGUACUGGAUAUGCUCCUAACAUCCAGUGAACUAACGGAAAAAGUUCAAACUAACACCAAACAUUUCCGAGAAGCCAUGACCAAAGCUGGUUUCACAAUUUCCGGUGAGAACCAUCCCAUUUGCCCUGUGAUGUUGGGCGAUGCCCGUUUGGCUUCAACUUUCGCUGAUGAAAUGUUGAAAAGAGGAAUUUAUGUAAUUGGCUUCAGUUAUCCUGUGGUUCCUAAAGGCAAGGCUCGCAUUCGUGUACAGAUUUCAGCAGCUCACAGUAAGGCAGAUAUAGAUCAUGCCAUUUCUGCCUUCAUUGAAGUCGGAAAAUCCCUUAAAGUUGUUCAGUAAAUUGUGAAAUCAGUUUCCAAUUUUUAUUGCAGAUGUUCAUCAAUUAAGUUUAAGUUCUAUUGCAUUUAUGUUAUGUAAAACGAAAGAAAGCGAAUAAAAUGUUUUUGAUUCUUUUAAA
Stomoxys calcitrans (stable fly) is the source of this 1519-nucleotide messenger RNA. It is a transcript of the gene Gcat, whose product is annotated as 2-amino-3-ketobutyrate coenzyme A ligase, mitochondrial. NCBI's taxonomy places the organism in Eukaryota, Metazoa, Arthropoda, Insecta, Diptera, Muscidae. Bases 124 to 1401 code for a protein of 425 amino acids. The transcript is spliced from 5 exons. Gene Ontology annotation, molecular function: pyridoxal phosphate binding; glycine C-acetyltransferase activity. Gene Ontology annotation, biological process: L-threonine catabolic process; biosynthetic process. The record is from RefSeq and is a predicted model, not a curated record.